AGAUAAUGUAAGAUAUAAUUUCUCUUCUUAUAAGGAAGCGUCGCUGUCAAAAAUCCCAAAAAGAAACAAGUUAUGUUGAACAUUAAAAGAAAAUGUGUAAUAGCUGCUUUAAUUUUCAUUUUUCUGUUCCUGAUUUUAUCCACAUUCCAGUUGCAAACAGAUUUCUUUAAAUUUACACAUGUGUUUAAUUGUGGUCAACGAAAUAUUUCAACAAUCGAGCCUUAUGAAGUAGAACGAAUUAAAAAAAACUUGGUUCUUUCAUAUACCAUAUUUGGUAGAGAUUCGGCAAAAAAAUGGGGACAUCUGAUUGGAAUGGUUGCUGAAGAAGCAAUAAAAAGUAAUUUGUAUCAAAACUGGACAGUUCGAAUUUACCACGAUAAAUCUCUUAGCAAAGAAUAUAUCAAAAGUUAUACUUCUAAAUUUGACAAUCUAAAAUUUUAUGAUGUCACAGCAACGUCAUUGUACGGAGACAUAACGUCAAUCAAUGGUAGAGUAUGGAGAUUCUUGCCUUUGGCGGAUGAUACUGUCGAUAUUGUUUGCUUCAGAGAUCUAGACUCACCGAUCAUAAAAAGAGAAGAGGAUGCAGUAAAGAAAUGGUUGGAAAGUGGUCACAUCAUGCAUGUUAUGCGGGAUCAUUAUUGGCAUACAACUGAAGUCUUAGCGGGCUUAUGGGGUUUUCGAAGUGCUUUGGAUAGAACAUUAGCCAAAAAAAUCGUCAAUAUGGUUUUGAUAAACGCCGAGAAAAGGUCUGGAAAUCACGAAGCUACAAAAUUGAACGACCAAGCAGUUUUAGCCAGAUAUAUUUGGCCAUUAGUGAAACCUAAAAGUUUACAACACGAUUCGUACCUUUGUACGAGAUACGAUGGUACUGUACCGUUUCCAACGAAAAGAUAUGAUGAUUUUUUGUUUGUUGGAUGUAUUCGACCUUGUAAUGUGACUGAAAGAAAACCAUGUGAUAUAAAAUGUCGGCCAAAAAAUCAUACAGAUUGGACAUACUGUUAACACGUCGAAAUCAUUUGUUUUGUUUUCACUGAACAAAACAAAUUUCGAUAGCAUACAACUAUCACAAGUACAAAGAUAAACUUUUUACAAUUAGUAUACAUAUCCAGUACAUAAUUAAAAAUGAUAGGAGUAUAAAAGAUUCUGCAAUCUUGGCAUCUUACACCUCACUUCCUGUCAUUUAAAGAGCCGUCAGCAAGAAAUGCGAUUUUAGAUAUAUGUAGAUGGAUUGUUUUUUUUCCUCAUCAUUUAAGAAAUAGUUUGAUUUAAAAUUUUUGGUUGACAAAAAAUUAUUACCUAGAAAUCUA
Hydractinia symbiolongicarpus is the source of this 1307-nucleotide messenger RNA. RefSeq lists its product as uncharacterized. The coding region runs from base 73 to 1002 and encodes 309 amino acids. The record is from RefSeq and is a predicted model, not a curated record. The transcript has 2 exons. NCBI's taxonomy places the organism in Eukaryota, Metazoa, Cnidaria, Hydrozoa, Anthoathecata, Hydractiniidae.